Molecule: messenger RNA, 1992 nt
Organism: Cylindrotheca closterium
Lineage: Eukaryota; Bacillariophyta; Bacillariophyceae; Bacillariales; Bacillariaceae
Source: the annotation of a GenBank genome assembly
AUGAAACUGAAACAAGAAGUAGAAGAGGGCUUCCAAUCCAGUGACUCGGAUAGCGAAGAGACCUCCAGUGGCAGUGAGGAAACCAGCGAUGAUGAAUCUGAGGAGACUUCUGAUGAUGAAUCCGAAGAUGAUUCUGAGGAAACCUCUGACGACGAUGAAUCCGAAGAAGACUCUGAUGAAAGUGGAGAAUCCGAAGAAGACUCUGAAGAAACAUCGGACGACGAUGAAUCCGAAGAAGACUCUGAUGAAAGUGGAGAAUCUGACGAAGACUCUGAUGAAAGUGGAGACUCUGACGAAGACUCCGAGGAAACCUCUGAUGCAUCUGGGUCCGAAGAAGACUCUGAUGAAAGCGGAGAGUCUGGUAAAGACUCUGAGGAAACCUCUGAUGACGAUGAGACAUCUGAGGAUGAAACAUCUGAUGGAGACGACUCGGAUGAAACCUCUGAUGACGAUGAGACAUCUGAGGAUGAAACAUCUGAUGGAGACGACUCGGAUGAAACCUCUGAUGAUGAUGAAACAUCUGAAGGAGAGACUUCUGAUGGCUCCGGAAGCGGUUCUGGAUCUGGCAGCGGCUCUGGAUCUGGAAGUGACAGUGAUAAGAGUGGAUCCAAGAGUAGCUCCAAGAGUGGAUCCAAGAAUGCAAGUAAGAGUGCAAGUAAGAGUGCUUCCGGCUCUGAUGAGGAUGAUGGAUCCGAGGGUAGUGGUUCAGGAGCUGGUAUCGCAGCCGGAGCUGCUGCAGCUGGAGUUGUUGCUGGAGCUGCUGGUGCCGCAGCUUUGUCAUCCAAGAGUGGAGACAAAAGUGGAGACAGCAAAAGUGGAGACAGCAAAUCCGGAGGAGAAAAAUCUGGAACCAGCGGAGAUGAGGAGGAAUCUGCGGCUGACUCCAAGAAAUCGUUUGGUUUUGGGGCCGCUGACAAGGCAGCUGAAGACGAACCUCAAUUCCAAGAUUUUUACAAGACAGACCCCGAAGAUCCUGAAAGAGGAGCAGAUCCUGAACCUUCUUCAUCGUUUGAGAAGAGAGGAAACAAGGCAAAGAAACCAAAAAAGACGAAGCCGAAACUUGACCCUGUUGCUUACAAGAAGCGAAAGCAACGCAGGCAGCUUGGUUUCUGUUUGAUUGCCUUGUUGGUCAUCUUGUGCGGAAUCGGUAUCGGUGUUGGUGCUGGUGUUGGUAUCUUUGGCCCGGCAACGGAAGCACCCACAACAGGUGAACCCACCAUGGCACCGAUUGUUUCUCAAUUUCCCUCUGCAUCCCCUUCUAUCUCACAAGGACCAACCACUGAUCUCAAAACAGAUGAUCUCACCACCUUGAUCAUCCGUGCUUCGAGCGAAACAACAGAAUACGACACAUGGGCAGAUGAAACCUCCGUCCAAGUGAAGGCCCUCAAUUGGCUAAAGGACAACGAUAAUCUUCGAUUCUACAGUGACGAAAAGAAGAUUACUCGAUGGGCGUUGGCUGUUUUCUUCUACACCACGAAUGGUGAAAGCACCUGGACUGACACUGGCAAGACAAAUUGGCUUACCGAUGCAGAUGAAUGCAUAUGGUACAUUGAUGGAAACGCACCUGCCUGCAAUCGCGACGGGCAGUUUGCGAACUUGAAUCUCAACCAGCAGGGAGUAACUGGAACAAUUCCGCCGGAACUUGGUGUACUCUCGGACAGGAUGGAAAUCAUUGACAUCGUCGGGUCAGCUAGCCAGAAGAUUGCCGGUUCUCUCCCUACUGAGAUUGGUUUCUUGGAUGGCCUGACUGAGCUGACACUGCAAAAUAAUGGAAUUAGUGGUUCUAUUCCUGGCCAAGUCGGGAACAUGAAAGCUCUCCAGACUUUGAAUUUGGCCGAUAACAACUUCCAGGGAACUUUGCCCCGUCAUCUUCUCCGUGGAUUGAUAUCCUUGACAAGACUCUAUCUCCAAAACAACGACCUAAGCGGAAGUACUGAUGAUCUCAGUCGCUUGCCUUUGGUGGAUGUCAACAUUAGUGGCAACCGUUUCUAA